Messenger RNA from Ricinus communis (castor bean), 2935 nucleotides. RefSeq names its product NADPH--cytochrome P450 reductase. Gene Ontology annotation, cellular component: cytosol. The coding region runs from base 383 to 2461 and encodes 692 amino acids. Lineage: Eukaryota; Viridiplantae; Streptophyta; Magnoliopsida; Malpighiales; Euphorbiaceae. The transcript has 18 exons. The record is from RefSeq and is a predicted model, not a curated record. Gene Ontology annotation, molecular function: flavin adenine dinucleotide binding; FMN binding; NADPH-hemoprotein reductase activity.
AAAGAAAAUACAUUUUUCAUUUUUGUUUCUUGACAAAACUCUGAAGACACGAAAAGAUGGGAAUAGCUUUUUCUUUUUCCAUAUUCUUUUAAACAGGACUAUAUAUUUAACAACGAAGUCAAGAUCUGAAUGGGACCCAUUUAACACACACUGCACCAUCUGUUUCUCUUUGUCUUCACCAUUUCUCUCUCUCUCUCUCUCUCUGUCUCUCUGUUUUACUUACCCCCAAUCUUCUAGGGCUUAAUUAUAGAGAGAGAGAGAGAGUGACACAGGGGAAAAGACAGCAAACUAAAACCUAACCAAUAAUCCAAUCCCUGAUUGAUAAUAAUUGUUUCCCAAAAGGCCUAAGUUUCAUUAUUUUGAACUUCUCAGAGAUCAGAAGAUGAGCUUUUCGGGUUCGGAUUUGGUUAGGUAUAUUGAGUCAGUACUGGGAGUUGAACUGGGAGGGAGUCCAAUGUCUGACUCCGUUGUUGUUAUAAUUACUACGUCGUUUGCGGUUAUUAUAGGAUUGUUGGUGUUUUUAUGGAAGAGAUCAUCGGAUCGGAGCAAAGAGGUAACGCCUCUGGUGGUUCCAAAGUCACUUUCUGUGAAAGAUGAGGAGGAUGAAGCUGAGACUCUUGCUGGUAAGACUAAAGUUACUAUCUUUUACGGUACUCAGACUGGUACUGCCGAGGGAUUUGCUAAGGCCUUAGCUGAGGAGAUUAAGGCAAGAUAUGAGAAAGCAGCUGUUAAAGUUGUUGACCUGGAUGAUUAUGCAAUGGAUGAUGACCAGUAUGAAGAAAAAUUGAAGAAGGAGACUUUGACUUUUUUCAUGGUUGCCACUUAUGGAGAUGGAGAGCCAACUGAUAAUGCUGCAAGAUUCUAUAAGUGGUUUACUGAGGAACAUGAAAGGGGAGUAUGGCUUCAACAGCUCACUUAUGGCAUUUUUGGCUUGGGUAAUCGUCAAUAUGAACACUUUAAUAAGAUAGCAAAGGUGCUUGAUGAACAACUUAACGAACAAGGAGCAAAACGCCUUAUUCCUGUUGGUCUGGGAGACGAUGAUCAAUGCAUUGAAGAUGAUUUUACUGCUUGGCGAGAGUUAUUGUGGCCUGAGUUAGACAAUUUACUUAGAGAUGAAGAUGAUGUGAAUGGUGCAUCUACUCCUUAUACAGCUGCUAUUCCUGAAUACCGGGUGGUAAUUCAUGAUGCUUCUGCAACAUCUUGUGAGGAUAAAUCAGUUUUGGAAAAUGGAAAUACUUCUAUCGAUAUUCACCAUCCAUGCAGAGUUAAUGUGGCCGUUCAAAAAGAGCUCCACAAACCAGAAUCUGACAGGUCAUGCAUACAUUUGGAGUUCGAUAUAUCAGGGACUGGCAUUAUAUAUGAAACUGGGGACCAUGUUGGUGUUUAUGCUGAAAACUUUGAAGAAAAUGUGGAAGAAGCAGGGAAGUUGUUGGGUCAACCUUUAGAUUUGCUAUUUUCUAUUCAUGCUGACAAUGAAGAUGGAGCACCCCUAGGAAGCUCAUUAGCUCCUCCAUUCCCAGGGCCUUGCACACUCCGCACUGCUUUGUCACAUUAUGCAGAUCUCCUGAAUCCUCCACGAAAGGCUGCUUUGAUUGCUUUGGCUGCUCAUGCCAGUGAACCUAGUGAGGCUGAGAGACUCAAGUAUUUAUCGUCGCCAGAGGGCAAGGACGAGUACUCUCAGUGGAUUGUUGGCAGUCAGAGAAGUCUCCUUGAGGUAAUGGCUGAGUUCCCAUCUGCAAGACCUCCUCUUGGUGUAUUUUUUGCAGCAAUUGCUCCUCGUCUACAACCUCGCUACUAUUCUAUCUCAUCCUCUCCUAGAUUUGCACUCAGUAGAGUACAUGUGACUUGUGCUUUGGUCUAUGGUCCAACGCCGACUGGUAGAAUUCACAAAGGGGUGUGCUCAACCUGGAUGAAGAAUGCAGUUCCUUUGGAGAAAAGCCAUGACUCUAGUUGGGCUCCCGUUUUUAUUAGGACAUCUAAUUUCAAGUUACCAACCGAUCCUUCAAUUCCAAUUAUCAUGGUGGGCCCUGGUACUGGAUUGGCACCAUUCAGAGGAUUUCUUCAGGAAAGAAUGGCCCUGAAAGAGGAUGGUGCUCAGCUUGGUCCUGCUCUGCUCUUCUUUGGAUGUAGAAAUCGCCGAAUGGAUUUCAUAUAUGAGGAUGAGCUCAACUACUUUGUCGAACAAGGUGUGAUAUCUGAGCUGAUUGUUGCAUUCUCAAGGGAAGGACCACAAAAGGAGUAUGUUCAGCAUAAGAUGAUGGAUAAAGCAGCACAAAUUUGGAGCCUAAUUUCUGAGAGGGGAUAUAUUUAUGUAUGUGGUGAUGCCAAGGGUAUGGCGAGGGAUGUUCAUCGGACUUUGCAUACUAUUGUUCAGGAGCAGGGAAAUUUAGAUUCAUCUAAGACAGAGUCUAUGGUUAAGAAGCUACAGAUGGAUGGACGAUAUCUUAGAGAUGUCUGGUGAUAGCUCCAUUAACAUUCAAGCUAAGGUGGUGGUUUGCAGUGACCUUAUGGGUAUAGCAUUGAAUUCAUUCAUCCAUUUGCUCCAGCUUCUUGACCAGUAUAUACCUACCGGCCCUGGGUUCCGGCAAGGUUGACAAUGAUGGUGGAAACCAAAACUUGACCUCUCCUUUGAAAAAAAAAAAAAAAGAACUAAAAUUGUGUUCUCCACCUGCUACCCUCUCAUGGUUUUGAACUUUUAUAUUUUGAUCUUUUUUUUUUUUUUCAAAUACAAGGAUCUGGUAAUUUCCUGAGUGUCCUAAAUUAAAAAAAAAAUCAAACAGGUAAUAGCAUGUAGCUAGUUACAAAUUGUUGAAAGAUGAUAGCGCGGGGGCAUGUACGAGUCAUUGUAGUUAAACAAAACGAUGGUGACGUAGCAUAAAUUGAAGAUAAGCUUUAAAAACUAAACGCAAUAAUAAACUUGUAUCCAGUUUGUGAA